Molecule: messenger RNA, 1638 nt
Organism: Gossypium raimondii (Peruvian cotton)
Lineage: Eukaryota; Viridiplantae; Streptophyta; Magnoliopsida; Malvales; Malvaceae
Product: labd-13Z-ene-9,15,16-triol synthase, chloroplastic
Molecular function (GO): oxidoreductase activity, acting on paired donors, with incorporation or reduction of molecular oxygen; monooxygenase activity; iron ion binding
Source: RefSeq, a predicted model, not a curated record
AGGCACUGCAAUUACCGGGUAAAUCUCAGUGUAAAAAUUUCCUGGUUUUCCUCACAAAAGCGAAAAAGAUGUUCCAAACAGCUUACAGCUUGCUUUCAUGGCUGUUGAAUGGUGGCAACCAGAAAGAUGGAUUCUUACCAGCGGCUUUCCCAUUUCUGGUUGCCAUGUUGGGGCUUUCGCUCUGGUACCUAUUUCUAAAGGCAAGGAAACCGAUGGCUCCAUUACCGCCUGGUCCCCUUGGGUUGCCAAUAGUGGGGUAUCUUCCAUUUCUUGGAUUCGAUUAUCUCCAUCUGGUCUUUACGGAGUUGGCCGGAGUUUACGGUCCUAUCUACAAACUUUGGCUUGGAAACAAGCUAAUCGUAGUAAUUAGCUCUCCAUCGCUUGUAAAAGAAGUGGUUCGUGACCAUGAUAUAACCUUUUCAGAGCGAGAAUCUCCCAUUGCUGCGCAGAUUAUUACCUUCGGCUCUAAUGAUAUUGCAUUCGACUCUUACAGCAGUCCCAGCUGGAAACACAAGCGCAAAAUUCUCGCAUCGAUGGAAAUGGUGGGGGAUGUGUAUGAAAACGUCGGUAAGCUGAUUGAUGUCGGUGAAUUGGCAUUUCGUACGUUAACCAGUUUGAUCGGCAACAAGGUGUGGGGAGGCGAAAUCCAAGGAGAGCAAAGGACUAUCGUGGAGAGUCAGUUCAAAAAGAUUUUUGCAGAGAUAAUGGUGUUUUUGGGAAAACCAAACAUUUCCGAUAUUUUUCCAUUGAUUGCUUGGUUUGACAUACAAAGCAUUGAGAGGGGAAUGAAGAAAAUCCGUCAAUCAUUCAAUGAAUUUUUGGAUUCAGUGAUUGAAGAAAGAAUGAAGAAGGAAACUGGUGAACAAAAAUCUGAUGUGUUACAGAUGCUAUUGGAUUUACAUAAGAACCAAGAUAGCCCUUCAUCACUUACAAUGAAUCAAAUCAAGGGUAUCCUAGUAAACAUUGUGGUGGCUGGAACAGAUACUACUUCGGGUUCAACAGAGUGGGCAAUGUCAGAGCUGAUGCAACAUCCAGAAAUAAUGGAGAAAGUGAAGGAAGAAUUAAAUGAUGUCAUUGGGGUAAACAAUACUGUUGAAGAGUUUCACUUGCCUAAUUUAAGAUACCUAAAUGCAGUGAUAAAGGAAACCUUCCGAUUACAUCCAGUGUUGCCGCUCCUUGUUCCCCGAUGUUCAGCCCGAUCGCUCACUGUGGGUGGCUAUACCAUACCAAAGGGUAGUAGGGUGUUCCUAAAUACGUGCUCCAUUCACAGGGACCCUAAUAUUUGGGACAAUCCUAUGGAAUUUCAACCUGAGAGGUUUUUAAAUGAGCCUGGAAAAUUAGAUUUCCGUGGAAAUGAUUUUUGAUAUUUGCCGUUCGGGUCCCGAAGGAGAAAGUGUCCAGGCAUUAACUUGGGGGAGAAGAUGUUAUCUUUCAUAUUGGCCCCAUUGCUGCAUUCUUUUGAGUGGAAAUUGCCCCAAGACGAAAAGGUUGACCUUUCUGGUAAAUUUGGAAUCAUUAUGGGUAAAAAGAACCCUUUACACCUGAUUCCCACAACUAAUCUUGAGCUAUACAAAAGAAAAUCGUAAACUAUUGAUAAUUGUCCAAUUUCUCUAUUUAUCAGUCAUAUUUUUCACCUUA